This is a messenger RNA of Penaeus indicus, 3311 nucleotides long. RefSeq lists its product as uncharacterized. The record is from RefSeq and is a predicted model, not a curated record. NCBI's taxonomy places the organism in Eukaryota, Metazoa, Arthropoda, Malacostraca, Decapoda, Penaeidae. The transcript has 9 exons. Bases 418 to 2199 code for a protein of 593 amino acids.
AUCUCCCGGAAAGUUAGUGACUCUAAUUUCAAAAUAGAAAUGCUGUGAUAAAAAUAGUCAUAUUAUAUCAGCACAGGCGUAACAACGUGCAGUGCUUCCUUGUCGAGAAUCUAUAUUUUUAAUCUUGGUCAACUCUGAAGGAAAGCAAAGGUCGCCCUCGACGUGCGCCGCCGAGAUCUCUUCGGGGAAACGCGGCAAAUGCCAUCGGCCAGUGGCGAGAGAAAUCCUCAUAUCUUUUGACACAGCAAUUAAAGAUGAUGCGAAGUCCGCCAGACGAUUAGAGAGCUAUUCCUUUCCGAAAGAGUUAGAGCAAGAGAAGACAGCAGAGUCAGUGACUCGGAAAGCUGGAGCGUCCCGCCGGAGCCGCGCAGGUCAUGCAGCCCUCGUCCUCCAGCCCUCGGUUCAGAAUAUGUAAAGAUGAGGAGAGGCAGGAGGAAAGCAGUAGUGGGAGGAACAGUGUCAGCAAUAACAAGAGAAAUAGAUAAACCUGGAAGAAGAACAAGAAGUCAGUCACUGAAAGAGAACCAGGAAAUUGAGAUUCUUCCAGUAGAUUCUGAAACAUGUGACAGAAGAUCUUCAUCAAAUAUACACCAGAAGAAUGAAGCGAGCACAGCAUUCACUAGAGAAGGAUCACAUGAUUCUGCUAUUUCCUCAAACAGCUCAAAGUGGUCUGUUUCUAGCAGCAUCUCCAUAAUGAGCUGUGGAUCAACAAGAACUUUGUCCAAGAAAAAGACAUCAAUUUUGAAUGUUGUGCAAGAGGAGCAUAGCACCAGAGCAAAUGGGGAAAUAGGUGAUGCUACUCUAACCUGGGUUAACAGCAUAUCUCCAGAGCGAAUCAGAUCAGCAAUGCCAGUUGUUCGAACUGGAGCAGUGACAAAUGGCCAUAUUGUCAGACAGUCUGUUAGUCGCUCAAUUGAUGGCUCAGAGACUGAUAGUGGUUGUGACACAAAGAUGGCAGAUGAUGUUCUCUUCAGUCAUUACGGAUUGGAAGUAUUGAUUCAUUUUAGUACAUUUUUAAUCAUAGCAUCCACAGUAUCUACAGAAGUGUAUCUGAGAGCGGCCCCAAAAGAAGACAGUACAUUAACUAACAAGAACCCAUUACUGUUGCAAAUAGUGGUCUACCUUAUCAUUGGAAUUAUAUCUGACCUGAUGUCACCUACGGUAGCUCUACUUUCAACUCAUUUAACUGCUGUAGGAAUAUGCCUACUAAACUAUUUGAAACCAAGCCAUGUCUCGAUAUCAUACCUGCCUUUUUUAAACUCAGGAUAUUUAGGAUCACAAAUGAUAGCAGCAUCCUUCAGACAGGGUUUUGGUCUGGAGGGCAUACUGGCAAGGGUUGGACUGGUGUAUGGUUUAGCCAGUUUUGUAUGUCCCCAAAUUAUAACCAUUGCCACUGAGUAUCUAGGGGCCACCCUUAACUACAUAGUAGUUGCCCUUGCCAGCCUCCUGAGUAUACCUGCAGGGCUUAGACUAUUGCCCAAUAGCUUCAGAGCUUGCAUCUACCAAAGACCUUCAUCGAGAACUGACGUUGGAUGGCUUCAUUUCCUUGGAUUUCUAUUAAUGAAAAUUUUCCUGACCAUUCCACUGGCCCUUCUGCUUCCUCUCUUUCAAGGAAUGAUUCAAGAGGGCAGUUUUAUUGAGGGAGUCAGCUUAUCCAUGAUAGUAACAGUGGGACUCCUGUGUAUACAAGCAGUGGUGACUCCUGUGCUUUUGUUCUUCACAUCUCCAGCGACUGUCACUGUCAUUGUGGCUGCUGUCCUUACACUGAUCUAUCCGGCAUUGCUGAUUCUCUUUGAAGGCUUAAGUCAACACCUGAUCAUUGCUAUGAUUCCUCUUUGUGGCAUGGUGAGUGUAGCUCAAGUCAUGAUCCUGUCAGCUUCCAUCAACUGCUUCCCCAGGCUGAAAGGCACCAUACUGGCAACCAAUCUUAUAAUACACAUCAUAAUCAGAUAUUUGGUUACUCAAGCAGCUGAAUACUUGUCAGUCCUUUGUAGAUUCAGUAGAGUAAAUUUGGUUUCAUUGAACUUUUCACAGUGGGCUGUGCAGAUUUUGCAUUUUGUGAAGAUGGAAAAUCUUGUUCCAGAUCUCCAUAUUGAAAUGUUAUCAUGUGAUAAUAUUCAUUUAGAAACUUUGGCCUUGACAGGUUCUGUUUGUUCAGUCAUUCUUCUAGUACUAAGUCUAUCUGUAAUGAGACAUUAAUUUUGAUAAAGAAAUAGGACCAUUCCCUUUACAAAAGGGAAUUGGAAUUAUUUGCCAAUCUCAUUCAUGUUCUGUGAUACUUUUAGCUUUUAUUUAAAGACAGAUCUCUUUGGGUAAGUCCCCAAGUAAAAUCAGAAUGGAUGGAAACUGCCUUUGCUGUGAUUUUGUAACCAAAUAUUGUUUACAUGUUAUUUUUCUUCAAAAAUGAUCACAACUUUCCUAAACUACAACAGAAGCUCAACAUAUAGUUGUAUUGUACACUGCACAAAAUAUUGUGAUAUUUUUUCUCUUACCUGAGGAUUAUAUGAAUUUUAGGUUGUUUUUCACAGAUCUGCUUUAAAAUGGGCAUUUUCUCAAUUUUUUGAAAAAUAGAUUAAACCAAUGUGCACAUAUAUAAAAUACCUCUAUUGACUGCAGCUCUCUUUCCUUUAUUGUUUUGCUGUCUAUUGUUGAGGCCAGGAGAAUUUGUCACAAAUGGAUUAUUGGUACAUUUUGGUCUGUGUUUGACAGAUAUUUGAUUGUAUGAUAAUCGUGGUGUCAAACAAAUGAAAUUACAAAUUUCCAUAAAACAAAUAUAAGAAAUUUAAUAAGGAAUCUUGUGUCAUAGUUUGUUGUGGUUAUUGUUUUAUGCUUAUAGAUGAGUCUCAUAGCUUGAUAAUGGAUUUUUUUCUCUCUCUUUUUAGUAGCUGAUUUCAUAUAGUAUAAAAGGAUAUAUGGAAGAAAAGUAAAACAUCUUUUAUAGGCAUAGAAUUACUUUCAGUAAAUGUAGUGGAUUUUUCAUUUACAUGCAUUGCUCUUUCUUUUUUGAUAUUGUAAUCUUUUAAAAUCUUGUCAGUAUACUGAUGCUGUUUGCCAUUAGAACUCCUCCUUUCAUAAAUUGAAUCAAAUUUAUAUCUUUGAAAAUUUGUUUCCAGGUGAGAACUUGUGGGUAUGGACUGACCUUGGAGUUCACAUUGAGAAUAUUGUUUUAAUCUUUUGUGUUUAACCCAAUGCCACCAGGGAAAAUGAAUAAAAAAUGGGAAAGAUGCUGUGCUCAUUUUCUAUAUUUUUUGGUGAAUGUCUCUGCCCAUAGAUGGCUCUGUUAGUGCUUAGCCACAAAGGAGUCAAUUAGU